UUCACUCGCAUGACAUAAGUAAGUACCUCUAAGAUUGGAAUGCCUCAUAACUCUGAGUUGCAUUUCACAUUUGAUAUUUCUGUGUGGUUCACCUAUAUAUAAAACUUUUUGUCAAGAUAUUACAAAAAUUGAUGUAAUUAAAUUUGUUUCUCGUUUUUGAUUGAGUAUUGUUGCUAUCAUUUAAUAAUUUGGACUUUCUCUACAUGUUCAAUAAGAAAUAUUGCCUCUGUACAAACUUAGCCGACUAUGUCAUCCACUUUGACGAAAGACUUUCGUUUCAAGGAAAGGAUGCGAAAAGAUAGUGAUCCCCGCGAAUAAUAUCGGCAUCUAUUUGAGCUGCACAAUAAAAUAUAUCGCCUUUGUAUCUUAUCUGACCUCGAGAGCGCCCUGUUUGCUUGAGGAAGGGAAAGGAAUAUAGCCCCCAGCCCUUCGAGUGAUAAAGCAUACGCAGUGCUUUGGUCGUAUAGACAGAGAGAUAAUGUCUCCGAGCUUCGAAGAAAAACCGAGAUCCUCUCAUGGGUGCCUGGGUGUUGGAUUCAUAAAACAAAGAUACAACAGUUACGAAGAUGAGCCAGUCUGCAUGAUACCAAAUUCGGUUUCUCAGGUAGCAGGUGACAGUGGAACCCGUUCAACAGGGUACUUCUGCGAACACGUUCCAGUGCCCCAACAGUUUUUGGCUCGAAUCUGUGGUGCAAAGCAUGUGCGGCGCAACCAGAUUGAGAGGGAAACAAACACCAAGAUAGAUGUACCUGGGAAGGACACAGAUGGUGAUGUUGUUGUAUCUGGACCUGACAAGAACGGUGUGGACUCUGCAUGUCUACGGUUACGUACCAUUGUGUCUCAACUGCGACAAAAGGAAGAGUUCACCCACUUUGUGGCACUGCCCUUGAACUUGCCUGUCCUCGACUAUGCAUUAAGAGAGUUUGAAGAGAUUGUUCUCAAGACCUGCUCAAUGCGUGACAUUGACAGAUCCUUAUUUCAAACUCCGGGGAAGUUGCAUAUGACAAUUGGAAUGUUAGUGCUUCUGGGCAAGAAAGAGGUCAAGCAAGCAGAGAACAUACUGCACAGCUGCAGUGACCUUGUCACCAAAGUCCUGGAGGAUGAACCCUUGCGAGUACGUGUGCAGGGACUGGAAUACAUGAACGAUGAUCCUAGUCAAGUGGACGUGUUGUAUGCUAAGGCAGUCAGCUACAGCACCAAGGAUGGGCAUCCAAACAACAGGCUGCAACAGUUUGCGGAUGAGGUUGCACAGCGUUUCCUGGAUGCUGGGCUGAUGCUGCAACCACAGAGCAAACAAGUCAAGCUGCACAUAACACUUAUGAACACCAAGUUCCGAGAGCAGCGCUUUGCCACAGAAAAUGUUUCCCGCACUGCUCCUCGUAACCCCAGACAAUCCUUUGAUGCAUCUGCCAUCUUGAAGCGAUACAGAGACCACAACUUCGGCAAGGUAACAAUACCCUACGUGAGCAUCCUGUUGCCCAGAACCUGCGACACUAAGGGCUUCUAUGUGAACGUUGGCCAACUUAGUUUGCCCAGCGGGAAUCAGCAAUGGCAGCCACACAGCUAAACAAAAAGAAAGCAAUCUUUCUGUUCUACAAAUUGCCAUACUGCUUACAGAGGAUGGAAGUUGUUCCAUGUUGACAUGUUCUUCCAAAUGACCGUUCUUAAUGGCGCACUGGUCGCUCAGAAAUUAAAUAAGUGGCUUAUUUUCAA
Ornithodoros turicata is the source of this 1713-nucleotide messenger RNA. Its product is annotated as activating signal cointegrator 1 complex subunit 1-like. NCBI's taxonomy places the organism in Eukaryota, Metazoa, Arthropoda, Arachnida, Ixodida, Argasidae. Bases 479 to 1567 code for a protein of 362 amino acids. The transcript is spliced from 8 exons. Gene Ontology annotation, cellular component: nucleus. Gene Ontology annotation, molecular function: RNA binding. The record is from RefSeq and is a predicted model, not a curated record. Gene Ontology annotation, biological process: DNA alkylation repair; regulation of DNA-templated transcription.